UUCUGCCAGCGAGACACGGCGGACAGUCACGGUCGCCAUUAUUCUGCUAAACUGGGGCGAGGUUCGUGCGUUAUGUAAAUAGCUAGUGUUGUAGUAUAUUGCUUGGAUGUAGAUCUAUAUAAAAAAAAAUGGCUGAGUGCUGUUGCUCUGUUUACAUCGCACUACAGUUUAUGUAGAGAGCUUGGGUGGGAAUAUUAUAAGGUGACAUUACAGACAAGCAAUGGCAGACCAUGACGAAGGGGUGACUUCUGGUCUAUCCUACUCCGUACUAGAGGAAGAUGCAGAGACUAGCCAGCCCAGCUAUCGCCCUUCAGCGUUCAUCAACACCGGCCCUGCAGCUAACCGGACCACCCUCAAAGGGUGCCUCCGCGCCACGGUGCCCCACCUCCUUAUCAUCAUCAUCUACCUCGCAUACAUCUUCGGUGGUGGGGGUAUGUUCUUAGCCAUUCAACAGGCAGACGAGGGGGUAAUCCGCGAUGAGAUCGUUCACCUGGUAGGCACGUUUGAAGGGAUGAAACGGCAUCUUGAUGAGCAGUUGAAUGGCACGGGAGUUAAUUUGACGGAUCUUUGGGAUAAGUUCUCACACCUUGCUGAAGCUGGUGUUGCUGAGGAUGCACUCUUUAAGGGAGGACCUGAACUGAAUUAUAUGAGGAGCGUCUUGUACAGCUUAGCAACCAUUUCUACCAUUGGUACAAGUGAAUACGUGGUAUUCUUAAAGAAGGAGCAAGCGGCCCUCGCUCUGUACGCACUAGUGGGUAUCCCCCUCACCAUGUUUUUCCUGCUAGACAUGGGGAACCUCCUGGCACGUCUUGUCGACACCUUGUACUCAAAGUGGUGUUGCAGGCGUGGGAAAAGUUCCCGACCGUCCAGCAUCUAUCGGGGUACCUCAGAGCCGGUGACUAGCGGCAACCAACCGGACCUAGACGGUGGACCACGGGGAGGUUCCUGGCAGGACACGGAGUGGGGUCGGCGUGACGUCCCGGUCCUUCUGGUCACAGUCAUCUGGCUGGUGUACUUCUUCCUCGCAGGGCUAUUCAUCACUAUCUCGGAGAGGUCUAACUACGGGAGGGGGCUGUUCUUCACCUUUGUGACGAUGACGACCAUUGGAUUGGGAGAACUCUUUACCGUGAAUCAGACUACGAAGACUUACUCCUUUGUGGCGUGUCUGAUUGAAAUGCUGAUGAGUCUCUGUGUGAUGUCAAUGUGCCUAAUUCUCCUCUUGCCGAAAAUUGUCAGGUUUGGCUCCUGGAUCAGCUCAAAGCUCAAUCUCUAAACUGUUUAGAUGAAUUAAAAUUAGGGGCAAAUUUAGGGUGCGUUUUGGCGGCUGAAACCAUGACCAAUAACUGUUUCGGUCACUGAUGAGUGUUAUUGGUUAAGACCGCCAAAACGCACCCGGGACUGUUGAGGGACUUUGGAAGAACGCUAGGUGGCAGCAGACUUACCAUGUAAAUUUCCAUUGUUUGCUUGGUUCUGAGCAUGCGCACAUUAAUGUAAGUCUGCUGGCACCUAGUGUCCCAAAAGUCUGCCAUUAUCCUGCAGGGUAUAGUAGUAUGGUUUUACCUCAUUUAAUAGUAGUAUGUAUUGUAUCGUAAUGAGUCAUUUGCUAGUUAGAUUUGAAAAAAUGACAGGUACUAGCAAGUUGCCGCUUAAAUAUAAAUACCUCAUACUGUAGAGACAGAAAUGCUAUGUUCAAUUGGUUUAGGGAAAGCUUUGGUACAGCAACCUCCAGAUGAGCAGACCCUGGUACCAAUUUGUCAUACACACUCAGUCAAAAUUGUGUAUGCGUUAAGCCUUGCCAUGACUUCCGUGACAUCUGUCGAUACCGAUGUAGUCUGAGCAGGCCCGAGUCUGUUGUUCAGCCUUUAAGCGGGAACUUGUGGCCAAUCACGUCUUUGUACCAGACGUUAUUCAAAUUUUAUUCACACUUCUAAAUGUAUUAAUGUUAUGUUCACAUUGUUUAACAAGAUACUCAAGGCACGGGAACAAAGAGAAGCAGUUUAAGACAGGUUUUGAAGUUGUUGAAUUACGAGCACCUUAAUAAUGGUUUACAAAGUGUUGCACCGCAUUCAGAAUAGCAGUCACUCUAAGCAAACCCUUUUUCUCGGCGGGAAGUGUAUAAAUAUGGGUUCUUUUACACAUCACAAGAUGCCUACGACUUAACGUCCAAAGGACGAAGCAAUAAUAGUUAAGUGUCUUUCUUAUUAGGGAAACAAGUGUCACGAUACUAAAGAACUCUAAGAUGUAAACUGUUUUACCAAAUGACAAAUGUAUAUACGAUUAUAAAACUUUAAAUAUACUACCAAAAGAGGUCCGGACCCCAAAGGGACACUAACACAAUGAAACAUGUUCAAACUUCAACAUUUUUCCCCUUCACUCGAAGUUAUACAAAAUUCGUUCCUUCGCUGAACUUAAUAUCAUUUCGAGGGAGAGUAACCAGUAUUAUUACAAGUUUUAUUCUACACGUUCAUGAGUGUCCCUGUAGGGGUCCGUAAAGAUGCCCCUUUUAUCUCUUUUUUGUGGUGUUGUAGUUUUUAUGUUGUGGUUACUAUUGUGUACGCACUAACUGUGAAUGCCACUGUUCAGCCGUAUUCGUAACUAACUAAAUUCAAAUCGGACAUCGCUUGUUCAUCCAUCUCCUUUUUACUGAUCCAAGCAUUUAAUGAGAGGCUUUCGGACACAAGGUGGCGGCAAACAAACUUAAAAUUUAAUUUAAUAUACUGAACGGGGAGAAACGAGACAUAUCCGUGAGCGAAGUAUAUUAUGAGAAAGAUGUUUGACUAUAGGGCCAUCAAAGAUUUGUCCUUUAAAAAUUACGUAAGUGGGAUAACCAAGCAUUUUUAUUAACUUUUAAAAUGGCUGCCAUUGAUUGUCAUUCUUACAUUUUUUCCUUUUCUAAGGACUAAAUGGUUUAAGCUUAUAGACGGCGUAUGCUAUGAGAAAGAUUCUUGACUAUUCGUGUGUAUAUGGUCGUCACAGAUUUGUCGUUUAAAAAAUGUAAGUGGGAUAAUCGAGCAAUGUUUUUAUAAUUUUUCAAAAUGGCUGCAAUUGAUUGUCAUUCUAACAAUUUUGUUCUUCUUCUACGGACUUAUCUCAAUGGUUUAAGCUUAAUAUAUUGCACCUGUUAUACUCUAACUGUGUGCAAAGUUCCGUGCUUGUAUCGUAAAAGGCACAAGUUCCUCACGUACUAUAUUUACGGUUUGGGUGAGGGUAUUGGCCAGACUUCUCAAUUAGUGUAUCUCAACAUAUGCACAAAAUAAUAAACAUGUGAAAUUUUAGCUCAAUUAUUAGUCGUCGGAGUU
Molecule: messenger RNA, 3299 nt
Organism: Asterias rubens (European starfish)
Lineage: Eukaryota; Metazoa; Echinodermata; Asteroidea; Forcipulatida; Asteriidae
Product: TWiK family of potassium channels protein 18-like
Exons: 2
Coding region: 221-1273 (350 amino acids)
Biological process (GO): stabilization of membrane potential; potassium ion transmembrane transport
Cellular component (GO): membrane
Molecular function (GO): potassium ion leak channel activity
Source: RefSeq, a predicted model, not a curated record